AUGGACAGACUGGGCUUCUCUUUGGUGGACUAUGCAGUAUUUGCUGCUAUGCUUGGGGUGUCUGUGGCUAUCGGGCUAUUCCAGUCUUUGAGAAAAACCCCGGGUCCCUCCAGCGUGGAUAACUUCUUCACUGGGGGCAGGGGUUUCUCUGCUGUGCCUGUCGGACUGUCGCUCUGUGCCAGCUUUAUGUCAGCUGUCCAGGUGCUCGGUGUCCCAUCAGAGGCCUAUUUAUAUGGUUUUAAGUUCCUCUAUAUGUGCCUUGGACAAUCGCUUAACUCCCUCAUUACUGCAGUCUUUUUCGUACCUGUGUUCUAUCGUCUUAAAAUUACCAGCUCAAGUCAGUAUUUAGGGUUGAGGUUUGGCAGAGGGAUGCAACUUCUGGGGAGUCUGCAGUUUAUUGUGGCCACACUCCUCUAUACUGGCAUAGUGAUCUUCGCUCCUGCAGUCAUCAUGAAUCAAGCUACCGGUCUAAAUAUGUGGGCAUCUCUUUUCUCAUCCGGAAUCAUCUGCACGUUUUACACAACUGUGGGUGGUAUGAAGGCCGUCAUUUGGACCGAUGUGUUUCAAAUUGUGGUCAUGCUGUUUGGGUUUAUUGCAAUCUACAUUCAGGGCACAGUGUUGGCCGGAGGGCCGGCGAGGGUUCUAGAGAUUGCCUACAAUGGAUCACGCAUCAAUUUCAAUGACUUUGGCAUAGACCCACAGCAGCGCUAUUCGUUCUGGAGUUUCACUGUGGGCGGGACUAUGGUGUGGUUAUCCAUGUACGGAGCCAAUCAGGCUCAAGUGCAGCGUUACAUAUCAUGCAGGACGGAAAGACAAGCACAACUGGCCCUGCUGGUUAACCAGGUAGGUCUGUGUCUUAUUGUGAGCAGUGCAGCCACCUGUGGCAUCGUGAUGUUUGCUUUGUACUCGACCUGUGAUCCACUGACAGCCGGAAAAAUAUCUGCACCUGACCAGUACAUGCCAUACAUGGUCUUGGACAUUUUCAGGAAUCAUCCGGGCUUCCCGGGUCUUUUUCUAGCCUGUGCAUACAGUGGAACUUUAAGUACCGUCUCCACCAGCAUUAACGCUAUGGCUGCUGUUACCAUGGAGGAUGUAAUGAAGCCAUGGCUAAUUGCCGCUUCCCAGAGAAAACAGCUCUUGCUCUCCAAGUCAUUAUCUCUGUUUUAUGGGCUUGGGUGCAUUACGAUGGCUGCUCUCUCUUCUCUGCUGGACUGGGGAGUGCUUCAGGGGUCAUUUACAGUCAUGGGUGUGGUGAACGGUCCACUCCUAGGAGCAUUUGUGUUGGGCAUGUUUGUACCAGCCACAAAUAAACUAGGGGUGUUUUCGGGUGUGGCUGUGGGUUUCUGCCUAUCUCUAUGGCUUGCUAUAGGAAGUACAAUUUAUCCUCCAACACCACAAGUGAUGGGCGUUUUACCCACCAGUGAUAGUCAGUGUUUGGCAAUUAAUUCAACACUGAAUGGCACUGCAGCGCUGGUUCAGUCACCGUCAAUUAAUGAGGAUUAUGGUCAAUUCGGCCUUCAAAGUAUCUAUUCAAUUUCCUACCUCUAUUUCGGAGCCCUGUCAACAAGUACAGUCAUGCUGGUAGGUGUGGCAGUCAGCUACAUUACAGGACCCACCAAGAAGGAUUCUAUUGGUCCUGGUUUAUUGUGGUGGAAUUUGGAAGAAAAGAAAUGUGAUGCGUCCUGUCAAAAUUUGAAUGAAGCUACUGCACACAAUCCCACCAACAUCCUUCUCAUUUCAAAAGAACUUUUGGCUACUGGUGAUGUUUUACUCAACAAAGGUGAAAAGUAGUGCAGGACAUGCUUUCAUUUUUGGUCCCAAACUAAAUAGCCAAGAAUAAAGGCCUAUUCCUUUUGCAGAAGAACAAUAGCAUUAGUUGAGAGUUUGAUCACUGUGUACAAUGAAUGGUUGAUGUGCACCUCGCUGAAAAAAAACCCCAAUAGAACCCUGCCCAAAACACAAAAGAUUUAUUGGUUAUAAUGGGAAUUGUAUUGGAAACUGUAAUGUUGUCUACUGAUAUUUGAAGGAUUUUAUUGGUGGGAUAGAUGAGAACCAAUAGAACAUCAUUAAAUCCUAUUGGAAUAAUGUCCACAACACACUACAAAAAGGAAUUUUGUAAUGGUUUUUACGGAAAAAGUUAAUGGUUCAUAAUGGUAUUUUAAUGGAAACAAAUUGAAUUUCUGUGAUGUUUUCUAUUGGGUUUCUAUUGCUUUCUUCUGUAGGAAUUACUUGUGAGACUUAGAAUAACACUUUUAUUAUUUUACAUCAAAUACAUUCUCAUCCGUCUUAUAUCUUAUAUCAAGUAUGUCAACGGUAAUGUCUUAUUUACCGUCCAUUUUGGCCGGCAGUGCUGAAUACCUGACCCUCAGCACCUGAUCUGAAAGAUGUUUCAUUGACCUGUAAAUCAAUAGUUCUUUCAUUUCUAUUAUGCAAUCACGCACAAGAACGGUUCUGUAUGCCGUGCACCUGCAGAACACCUGUAUGUCGGCUUAGUCUCAUUUUCAGCCCAGAGGACAGACAUUCAACUGAUAUCUACUGUUUUAAUGAAAACAUAUGAAUGCUGUUUAACUUCUCCAACAACUUUGUAAUAAUAUGUAUGUUGGUUUUAAAAGAAUAUGUUGUUACCUGAAAUAAUUUUGCACGCUACAGGACUAUUUUAUUAAGAGAGUUAGAAAACAGUGGGCCGAAUGGGGGCGGGUUGUUUCAUUUAGUUGAAUCUAUACUAUACUAUCAAUAUGCCCCAAGCCUGCGAUUUGAUCUGUGUUCGUCAAAGUUGCCAAUAAAAGUAGAAUGUUUAUGCAUUGACCAAAUGUGUUUUUUGAACCCAUUUGAUGAUUUGUGCAUUAUUUUUUAUAUAUCAUUUAUUUUAACGCUUCCGAUAUUAAAACCAGCAGCUGUGGGGUC
Messenger RNA from Triplophysa rosa, 2904 nucleotides. It is a transcript of the gene slc5a5, whose product is annotated as solute carrier family 5 member 5. Gene Ontology annotation, molecular function: symporter activity. Gene Ontology annotation, biological process: sodium ion transport; iodide transmembrane transport. The coding region runs from base 1 to 1791 and encodes 596 amino acids. The record is from RefSeq and is a predicted model, not a curated record. Gene Ontology annotation, cellular component: membrane. The transcript is spliced from 15 exons. NCBI's taxonomy places the organism in Eukaryota, Metazoa, Chordata, Actinopteri, Cypriniformes, Nemacheilidae.